Molecule: messenger RNA, 636 nt
Organism: Caenorhabditis remanei
Lineage: Eukaryota; Metazoa; Nematoda; Chromadorea; Rhabditida; Rhabditidae
Exons: 3
Coding region: 1-636 (211 amino acids)
Source: RefSeq, a predicted model, not a curated record
AUGUCUGAAAAAUAUGGAAAACUUGUUCUCCAUAUUAUUGAAGCGACGGAAACUUUAACAAUAACAAAAACAACAACCGGCAAGGAACAACUGGAGGAUAAGAUGGUCGCCUUCGUGUUCACACACGGCUCGCCAAGCUUCCCGGGUUGUGUGGGAUUCGAGAAUCAGAUCAGUACAUUUUAUGAAGCCGUGAAAGCUAACCAUCCGGAUUUUGAACUUGUCUAUAUUCCCGCUCAAAUUUACCGUACUCCGGAAGACCAUCACCCGAAGAACUAUACAUUUUGUUUGGCCAAGUUGAGGGAUUGUGCUUUUAUACAACUCGCGAAAAACUACGGUAUCACUAUCGACAAAAUCCCACAAAUCCUUAUCAUCCGUGCCAAUGGCGACGCGGUGGUCAGGAUGACUCGUUGGGAGUUUGACGAGAAUUGUGAGCAACCGGAAGAGCUUUGGGACGAUUGGAACGAAAAGUUCCAUGACCCGGAUGCACCGAUUCAUAUGAGAGGAGAGGUGAUGAGGGGGGUUCAGACGGAUCCGGAGAUUCUGAAGGCGCUUAGAGAUGAGGAGGAAAGGAGGGACAUGUUUAAAGACUGGAAGUAUAUUGAUGAUAGUUCGGAUGAGGAGGAGACGGAAAUUUAG